AAUACCUCGGUGAACGGAGGGAGGGAUUAAACAGAGUCAGAGGUAUAAUUACAGUUAGACAGCAGGCACAGAGAGCAGACUGACCCUGAACACUGAUCACUCAGCUAGGGGACUAGAACUCCAGAGCUACCGAGGACCAGAACUGGUAGACCUGAGCCCAACAGCACCAGAGACAAUCAGGACAGACAGAACCAGAGCUUCAGUGCCAGUGACGAGCAGAAGCAAAAAAAAAAGAACCAGCAGUGCCGGACCUUCAGUGCGAUUGAGGAUUAGAGCCAACAUAACCAGAACCGGCAGAGUGGACCUCUGAAUCAGCAUUUUGUACCCUCAGCCACAGCUGAUCAGGAACAGCUCAUCAGUUACGUCUGUGUGCUGCUGUUUUAGAGGAAAGUUUUCAGAUGAAUGGGAAUCUCUCCUGUUGAUUCUCCUGUGGGACUCAGAACUGUUUCUAUGCUGAUCUGGACAUUCAGAGACCAUUAUGUGUCCUCAGUUUGCUGUGUUCUUCUCUGUGUCUGUUAUUCUUAUUCUUAGUAAUGCUUCUCCAACUGGUUCUGCACGGAUGGUGGUAGCGCAGAAGCUCCAGGAACAAGCACCAUCGUCCUCGGACUGUCUUCAGUCUUCUGAUUGCUCCCUACCUCAUCUGAGGAGGAACUCCUCUGUUUACGGAAGUCAAAGUGACAUGUUAGAGGCAGUGAAGCGCCACAUUCUCAACAUGCUGCAUUUGAGUGCCCGGCCAAAUUUGACGCAGCCGGUUCCUCGAGCUUCACUGCUCAACGCCAUCAAAAAGCUACACUUUGGUCACGUGGCCAAAGAUGGCAGCGUGGAGAUCCUGGAGGAGAGGGGCCCUGAUUACUCAACAUUACCUGAGCCACCUUCUGAAAUGAUCACCUUUGGAGAGGCAGGAGAUUCUCCAAACAUGGUGAGCUUUGACCUUCAGAAUGAGGAUACAAGCUCAUCAAAGAUGGAGAAGGCAAAUGUCUGGAUUUUCCUGAAGGUGUCGAAGCUCAGUCGAGGGAAAGGCAAAGCAACACUGCGCCUGCUGUGGCCUCGUCCGCACGGCGACACUCAGGACGACGAGUGUGUUUUUGAGACUGUGGUGGACACCCGUCGCAGCGGCUGGCACACACUUGCCGUGUCAAGCGUCGUACAGACUCUGCUGGACGCAGGCACUGGCUCGCUUCGUCUACGAGUUUCCUGCCCAAUGUGUGCAGACUUUGGAGCCAUGCCUGUCCUCAGUCCCGCCCACAGUCACGGUGCCACAGGAAGAGACCAGUCCCACCAGCCAUUCCUCGUGGUGGUGCUACGAGGCCGCGAGGAAGCAUCUGAGAGGCGAGUGAAACGAGGCCUAGAGUGUGAUGGAAAAGUCCACACUUGCUGCAAACGACAGUUCUAUGUAGACUUCAAAGACAUUGGCUGGAGUGACUGGAUCAUCGCACCAUCUGGCUACCAUGCCAACUAUUGUGAAGGCGACUGUCCAAACCAAAUGGCAAGCGUAAGUGGUUCGUACCUCUCCUUCCAUUCAACAGUCAUCAAUCAUUACCGUAUGAGGGGCUCUGGUCCGUUCGAGAACAUCCGGUCAUGCUGCGUACCAACGAGGCUGCGAGCCGUUUCUAUGCUCUACUACAACGAGGAGCAGAAGAUCAUCAAGAAAGACAUACAGAACAUGAUGGUGGAGGAGUGCGGCUGCUCAUAAACAGCUUGAAAAUAGUCUGGUGACCUGGUUCCCUGCAAGAAAACUAGCGUUCAUGAGGACAGAGCACUUGCUGUGAUUUCUUCCUGGGGAGGGGACUUCCAUAUCAGACAUGUUUGGAUCGCAUGAGAAAACCCAGAGUAUGCCGAAGAACUUGCAGAUCAAUGCCUGUUUUCAGCUGUUUGUGUGAUUUGUCAACUGGCUUCUGGUCUCAAGAAAGACAUUUGAAUGAUUAACACAUUCCUUUGGAGGGUCUUCUGGUGAGGUUAAGAUACUUGAAAAACAAUUGAUCCAUUCAGCUGUUGGAGCCAAACUUUAUUAUUAUUUUAAUUAUUGAAUGAGCUGAAUGUAAAUGUAA
Messenger RNA from Cololabis saira (Pacific saury), 2048 nucleotides. It is a transcript of the gene inhbab, whose product is annotated as inhibin subunit beta Ab. Lineage: Eukaryota; Metazoa; Chordata; Actinopteri; Beloniformes; Belonidae. Gene Ontology annotation, molecular function: hormone activity; growth factor activity; cytokine activity. The record is from RefSeq and is a predicted model, not a curated record. Gene Ontology annotation, biological process: SMAD protein signal transduction; BMP signaling pathway. The coding region runs from base 479 to 1693 and encodes 404 amino acids. The transcript is spliced from 2 exons. Gene Ontology annotation, cellular component: extracellular region.